CUUUGAGGUUCAGGUGUCCAUUUCUUACCACAUCACCAUCCAAUACAUCGACCUGAUCUAUCUCGAUGAAAUUCGAAAGCCUGACCGUUGUCUUCAACUCUUCGAUGCCAUAGAACCUAGGCUGUCACUUGCAGUUCCCAUCGUUCCUCGCUUCCCAUCUCCUAGCGCAGGGCAUCUGUUGACCUACGGCAUGCGCUCUUGCCUAUAAUCCCAGAUCAAACCAUCCGCCUCAUCAGCCUGCACCAUUGUUGCCAGUCUCUCCCUCUUGGUUCCACGAUCGCUCGAGCCCCUCUCGUCUCUCAUUUACCGUCAUCAUGCGGCAAUGGGCACCUUCCCUCGGCUUGCUUGCAUAUCUUGCAGCCGUCGUCGCAGGCAAUGAAGUCAAACUGAAACAAGAUAACGCCAACCGGCAGCGGUGCUCCGGCAUGUAUAGCAGGAAGGCCUGGGGUGGUGCGGUUGACCCCUUCAUCCUCGUCAAAUUUCUCCCCGACAACACCGAAGACGACUCCGAUCCCAUCACCAGUUUGAUCGUUUUUGAAUGGCAAGAUGAGACCUUGAUUGGGCGAGUGGCCCCCGGCGGAGACCCAUAUCGAGACCUUGAGACCAUCUGCAGCACUGAAACUGUCAAUGCUGGUCUAUGUACGAAUGAAGAAAUCGGGUCAUACAUCCUUCAGCCCAAUGCCACAGAGAACUCAUUAAGUCCUAUCAUCAACGAGGCUAUCCACCUCAAAGAUCCCAAGGCCAUUAAUUAUCCGAUCCGUCGCACUGGCUACUACUGUGUCUCUUCCUACGCCUUUUCUGGCCAUGAGUAUGACGCAGUGGUCGAGUUCAGAAACGCCUACGGCGAGUUGCCAGCAGCACAGAUUGCCAAACUCCCAUUCUAUGGUGGUCUCGCCAUAGUUUACGCUGUCCUCGGCGUUUUCUGGGCUUUCCUCUACUUCCAAAAUCGGUCCGACAUCUUGCCUGUCCAAAAUUACAUUACAGCUACUGUGGUGUUCCUCAUCAUUGAACAACUCAUGACAUGGGGCUUCUAUGACUAUCAAAACCGCCAUGGCAACAACGGCCUCAACAAAGCAUUCAUGAUCCUCGUCUCCAUUCUGAAUGCUGCUCGAAAUUCUCUCUCAUUCUUCCUUCUACUGAUAGUCUGCAUGGGAUACGGCGUUGUCAAGCCAUCCCUGGGCAAGACAAUGAUCUACGUCCGUAUCCUAGCAAUUGCUCACUUCGUCUUCGGCGUCGCAUAUGCCAUCGCUUCCAUGGCUGUCACCCCAGAGUCUGUCGGUCCCUUGAUUCUAUUCGUCAUCCUGCCUCUUGCUGGCACCCUCACCGCUUUCUACGUCUGGACACUGUCCUCUCUAAACCUCACCAUCAAGGAUCUAGUCGACAGAAGGCAAAAAACAAAGGCCAUGAUGUACAAGAAGUUGUCAUGGUGUAUCUUGGGCUCCAUUCUGGUCAUAUUCGCUUUCUUCUUUGUUAAUAGUUUCGCGUUUGCCGGCAGCUCCGAAGCAAAUUUCGUUCCUGAUCAUUGGCAGACAAGAUGGUUCGUCCUGGAUGGUUGGUUAAAUUUGGUCUAUCUCUUCGACAUUGCAUUUGUGGCAUAUCUGUGGCGACCCACGGCUAACAACCGACGUUUCGCAAUGAGCGAUGAGCUUGCACAAGAUGAUGACGGAUUCGAAAUUCGAAGUAUCGCAGACUCGCUGUCCGAUGACGAGGAACAAGCGCGCAAAGAUAUCGACAGAUCCGUCCCUCCUUCUGGGGGCGCGUCAACGUCCCUUGCAGACGCAAUCAACACUGAACCAAACCGGCCACAAGCAUCCAAUAGCCUGCCACAGAAUACCAGCAAAGCACCACAGCCACCUCCACAAUCUACGCGACCCAGAGAAUCACUCGAUGGUGAAACCAUUUUCGCCGUCGGUGAUGAUGGGAUCGAGUGGAGUGAGGGUGAGGAUGAAAGCGAUGACGAGACACGAAAAUUGAACCGGAAAGAUGCAAAGUGAGCAGAUUCCGCCGAGGAUUGUUCUGGGAGAACAUGGCGUCGACCACAAGUCAUCUUGCCGCGAAGAACCAAAACCUUCGCACUGCCCUCCAAAUCGACCAUCAGCAACAAUGUGGUCAGAGAUUGUGUAUACUAUGAUAUCUUACUCAUGGCGGACGCCACCGGCAUGGGGCUUCGCUGAGUACGGCCUGCGAUUGCGUAAUGCUGAAUGAAGAGAACGCCUACACGGCGGGUAGAGACUUAUUUCAACAACUAAAUCGGCAUGGCUGAUACAGACUACUUGUGACUGUCAAGCGACUGGUCUUGAUAUGGCCUCGAUAGUAACUUCCGAGCGCUCGGCCAGUCGCCCUCGUUUCAAUAACCAUUGUCGGGCUACUUUAUUCCAUGUGGAAAUCAUUUGCCUUGUAUCCCUCUGGAGUUAGGGCUGAGCCGCCCACCACCAUACGCUUCCAUAGCCUAAUGGCAAUGCUCGCCCAAUUGUCGCCUUGUCUGGCCAGGCAUCACACACAGGGGUCCAGCAAUGCUGAC
Messenger RNA from Exophiala mesophila, 2521 nucleotides. RefSeq lists its product as uncharacterized. Bases 315 to 1994 code for a protein of 559 amino acids. The record is from RefSeq and is a predicted model, not a curated record. Gene Ontology annotation, cellular component: Golgi apparatus; membrane. Lineage: Eukaryota; Fungi; Ascomycota; Eurotiomycetes; Chaetothyriales; Herpotrichiellaceae. Gene Ontology annotation, biological process: retrograde transport, endosome to Golgi. The transcript has 3 exons.